AAAUCUGCUGAAAAUGAGGACAAAAAAUCUUUGAGAAACUGAAAUUUAUUACAGCUAAAGUUUGAACAUAUGAAUAGUUUUCCAUAGGCUCUCUUAAUAGGUAUCACGCUGUAUUAAUUGCCAUGGUCAUGGUAAUCUUCUCCAUAUCUCCUGGCUCUUUCUUUUAUGUUUUGUAUAAUUGAAAAGUUACAUGACUUUCUUAUAUAUGUACUUUCUGACAUUCUUCUGAGCACCAAAGUUUUUCAUUCGGGCUUGUGGAAUAUGGAUGUUGAGAGAGAGAAGAAGUUAAAUGGAUGGAAUGAAGCUUUACAGCCUGUGCCUAGAACUCUUAGUUAUGUGGGCAAUUCAACAACUCUUCAACUGCUGGAAAGGAGCACAGAAAAUUCACCAUAUUCUUCAUCUUCUUGUGGGUCUGAAUUGAUUGAGCUUGAUCUCCUGGAAUUGGGUCAAGGGCAGUGCCAUCCCUUUGGGUGGGAGAAGUGCUUAGACUUGAAGACUGGAGCAGUGUAUUACUUGAAUUCAGAAGGAACUGAAGAAAGAUCAGAAUUCAUAUUUAAUGGAGGAGGAGGAAAACUUGACCUUGAACUGAAUUUGUCUACCUCAAAAGUUGUCAAGACCAUAAAGAAAAAUAAAGACUCUGUCAGAACUAAUGAUAGUAUUGCAGAAGAGGCUGAGUCUGUAAUGAGGCUUGUUGGGUGUCAGAGAUGUUUAAUGUAUUUCAUGGUAUGUGGGCAGGAUGCCAAGUGUCCAAAGUGUAAUGGAUGUUUCCUCCUAGAUUUUCUUCAGAGAGAUUCAAUUUCUGAAUGAAUCUAGCAGAAACUAGUAAUUUUUUUCUUCUUUGAAUAUAUGGGCCACCAUGGCCAUGGUCAUUACAUUGUAUCAAUUCAUCUGUUAUCUUUUCUAA
This is a messenger RNA of Cryptomeria japonica (Japanese cedar), 904 nucleotides long. Its product is annotated as protein CURLY FLAG LEAF 1. Lineage: Eukaryota; Viridiplantae; Streptophyta; Pinopsida; Cupressales; Cupressaceae. The transcript is spliced from 2 exons. The record is from RefSeq and is a predicted model, not a curated record. Bases 166 to 807 code for a protein of 213 amino acids.